Microcebus murinus (gray mouse lemur) is the source of this 1042-nucleotide messenger RNA. It is a transcript of the gene RNASE6, whose product is annotated as ribonuclease A family member 6. Lineage: Eukaryota; Metazoa; Chordata; Mammalia; Primates; Cheirogaleidae. Gene Ontology annotation, molecular function: RNA nuclease activity; nucleic acid binding. The record is from RefSeq and is a predicted model, not a curated record. Gene Ontology annotation, biological process: defense response to Gram-negative bacterium; antibacterial humoral response; antimicrobial humoral immune response mediated by antimicrobial peptide.
UCUUUAAAUACACUUAUUCUUCCUGUACAUACAAUGAUAGUAAUACUGUUCUAAAGAGCAGCUUUAAAAGUCUACGAGACUAAUCCACACUCUGCACAAGAAGUUCAUGUGUCAAGCCCUAGGAUUCUCUUUCCUACAGUUCAGGAUGCUUCUUACCCUGCCCUAUAGAGGCAGCACUGAAAGACUUGGAGGAAAAAAAGCAGACAAAAGCCUGUGAGCUGAAAACUAACCACAGCCUUUGUUCUUAGUGGGAGCCCCAACACUGACACCAGAAAAGAUGGUGCUAUGCUUUCCUCUCCUCCUAUUGCUGCUGGAACUGUGGGGACCAGUAUGUCCACUUUCUGUUCAGCCUAAGCAUCUCACCAAGGCUCAUUGGUUUGAAAUUCAGCAUCUACAGCCAAAUCCUCUCCAGUGCAACAGAGCAAUGAGUGGCGUCAAUAAUUAUACUAAGCACUGUAAGCCUAAAAACACCUUUCUGCACGACUCUUUCCAGAAUGUGGCUGCUGUCUGUAAUUUGCUCAACAUUGUCUGCAAAAAUGGUCGGAACAACUGCCACCAGAGCUCCAAGCCUGUCAACAUGACUGACUGCAGACUCACUUCAGGAAGGUAUCCUCAGUGCCGCUACAGGGACGCUGCCCAAUACAAAUUCUUCAUUGUUGCCUGUGACCCCCCGCAGAAGAGCGACCCUCCCUAUCAUUUGGUUCCCGUACACUUAGAUAGUAUUGUCUAAAGUCUCCAUCACUUUUUCCUCUUAUUUGACACAGGAUGUCUUGUAAUUUCUUCUGCUUUUUCUUUUGUUAAUUUCCUUAUUCCCACAGAAGAAAGAAGGAAGGUGUUGGGAGAAUGCCUAGGAUACCAGCCCAGAGUUGGGACAAAAAGAAAUGGGAUUCUUUUCUGCUUUGGAGCUUUGUGUGUUUUUGAGGGAAGGCAGUGGGGAAGAGGACAAAGCAGGGUUCAGAACUCCAGAUUUCUAACCUUGCAACGUUUGCCAAGCUUUAUUGCACUGUUCACAGCAAUAAAACCACUUCCUGCUGCAUUUUAA